This is a messenger RNA of Echinops telfairi (small Madagascar hedgehog), 1262 nucleotides long. It is a transcript of the gene RUMY1, whose product is annotated as family with sequence similarity 72 member A. The record is from RefSeq and is a predicted model, not a curated record. Gene Ontology annotation, cellular component: cytosol. Bases 105 to 554 code for a protein of 149 amino acids. Lineage: Eukaryota; Metazoa; Chordata; Mammalia; Afrosoricida; Tenrecidae. The transcript has 4 exons.
GGCCUAACAACUUGAUUUUUUUGGCUUGAGUGAAUUAAUCUAGAAAGGGGCUUGCUGGUAAUUCCCCUUUCACAAUCCCCACAUCUCAUCCUGCCCAGGACGCCAUGUCAACCAGCAGUUGUAGUUUCAAGGAUCGGUGUGUGUCCAUCCUGUGUUGCAAAUUCUGUAAACAGGUGCUCAGCUCUAGGGGAAUGAAAGCGGUUUUGCUGGCUGAUACCGAAAUAGACCUGUUUUCUACAGACAUCCCUCCUACCAAUGCAGUGGACUUCAUUGGAAGAUGCUACUUCACUGAAAUCUGCAAAUGUAAACUGAAGGACAUCGCGUGUUUAAAAUGUGGGAACAUUGUAGGUUAUCACGUGAUUGUUCCAUGUAGUUCCUGCCUUCUCUCCUGUAACAACGGACACUUCUGGAUGUUUCACAGUCAGGCAGUGCUUGGUGUGCACAGACUAGACCCCACAGGUGUCAAUGUCCUGCUUUGGGGCAACUUGCCGGAGAUAGAAGAGACUGCGGAUGGAGAUGUGCUAGAUCUGUCGGAAGAAGAGUGCAUUAGAUGAAGGGACUUAUGAAGCACGUGGUGGUCAAAGUUCUCCUUCUUUAAAACACAUCUUGAUGGAUGAGCUUUAGAAUUGUUCAUAAGGAUUUACCAGUGAUGUUUUUUAAAAGAAAACUGGGACAUUGGUUGAUUUAUUUAUUUGCUGUCUCCAAAUUAUUACCUCUGUUCAUUUGAGCCAAUGUAAUUGUUGUCUUCUUCUACAUCUGUUUUUUUCUUCCCCUCCUUGUCCAUCGUUGAAGUGUGUUCUGAAAUUCAGAUCGAAGACUAUUUUAUAUGUCAACUGGCUACCUCCUAAUCUGAGAGCGUUUUCCUUUACAACUUGAUAUCAGAGACUUCCUGUUCAUUUUAUAUUCCUGUAUAAGGAAGCACUAGUAUUCACACAUAUAGCAAGCCCUGUAGAUCAAGCUGAACUGAAUAUUAAUAAGGGAUUUUUUUUAAACUCGGGCUGUUAGGUUCCCAUGGAUACUGUUGUCAUGUUAUAUUGGUGAGUCCUUAUAUAUGGAACAAAACUUGGUGAAUCAGCAAAUAGACUGUAUCAAAACUUUCAAAUGCACCAAGGGAGCCUCUUAAUCCUCCUGCACAAUCUUAGGUCAGAAAUUAGCAAUAUGUACUGUGUAUCCAGAUUAUUUAUUUACAGCCUUCUAAAACCGUUACAGACAUUGUGUUAUGAAACCUCUGUCUUUAUUUUUUUUUAAUUUUAUUUAAUCGU